This is a messenger RNA of Diprion similis, 5461 nucleotides long. Its product is annotated as diacylglycerol kinase eta. Gene Ontology annotation, molecular function: protein binding; ATP-dependent diacylglycerol kinase activity. NCBI's taxonomy places the organism in Eukaryota, Metazoa, Arthropoda, Insecta, Hymenoptera, Diprionidae. The record is from RefSeq and is a predicted model, not a curated record. The transcript is spliced from 24 exons. Gene Ontology annotation, biological process: lipid phosphorylation; diacylglycerol metabolic process; intracellular signal transduction. Bases 104 to 4900 code for a protein of 1598 amino acids.
CCUGCAGGAGGGCGGCGGCUGUUUUACCAAGGAGGGAUUUCUCUUGAAACAAACAUGGUCAUUCCAGCGAUGGAGGAGGCGAUAUUUCAGAUUGAAAGAUCAAAUGCUUUACUGCUCGAAGGACGACGAGGCUGGCAUAUUCGACGAGAUUGAACUGACCGAUCUGACGUUCGCGGAAUGCAGUAUUAAGAACGCGAACCACAGUUUUCAGGUGAUAACACCGUUCAGAUCCUUGGUUCUCUGCGGCGAGAGCAGACGAGAGAUGGAGGAGUGGUUGAGCGCUCUGCGAGCAGCCGGCGAGGGCAGAUCGCAGGGUGGUGAGCCAGGUCCUGCCGAAUUGCUAGGAGGGAAUCACCAUUGGUAUGCGACUAGUCACGCGAGACCAACGUACUGCAACGUCUGCAGAGAUGCGCUCUAUGGCGUCACGUCGCAUGGUCUCAGCUGCGAAGUGUGCAAGUGCAAGGUGCAUAAGAGGUGCGCGGCAAAGGCGAUCAACAACUGCAAAUGGACGACACUCGCUUCCAUUGGAAAAGACAUUAUCGAGGACGAGGAUGGGAAUAUCACGAUGCCUCAUCAGUGGAUGGAGGGAAAUUUGCCAGUUUCCUCAAAGUGCUUUGUGUGCGAUAAGACCUGUGGCUCAGUUCUCAGGCUUCAAGACUGGCGAUGUCUCUGGUGCAGAGCGACAGUCCAUACUGCCUGUCGACCCGCCAUUUCUAUACGAUGUCCGCUGGGGCCAGCUAAAGUCAGCGUUGUGCCACCGACGUCACUGCACAGCAUUGGAAGCGACGAAGCCUGGGAAGCGGUGAGACCUACGGGCUGCAGUCCGCUACUCGUCUUUGUGAACAGUAAAUCCGGCGACAAUCAGGGAGUGAAAUUUCUCCGGAGGUUCAAGCAGCUCCUCAACCCGGCACAAGUCUUCGAUCUCAUCAAUGGUGGACCUGGACUUGGGCUAAGGCUCUUUCGACACUUUGAUCCAUUCCGAAUCCUCGUCUGCAGUGGCGAUGGUUCAGUGGGUUGGGUUCUGUCCGAAAUUGAUCGGUUAGGGAUGCACCCGAAACAAUGUCAGGUUGGCGUUCUACCUUUGGGCACGGGCAACGAUUUGGCACGAGUACUGGGCUGGGGGGCGUCGUGUGACGAUGAUACGCACCUACCCCAGUUGCUGGAGAAGUACGAAAAAGCAAGUACCAAGAUGCUGGAUCGCUGGAGCAUAAUGACCUUUGAGCGGAGCAUCUCGCUGCCGGGGCCAAAGAUGUCGCCGAGUCCAACGGAUCCGGCACUGAACACAACGAUCGCCCAGCAGUACGAGGACAGCGUCAUCACCCACAUAACAAACAUCCUUCAGUCUGAUCAGGACAACGUCGUUUUGUCGAGCGCAAAGGUUCUAUGCGAAACAGUGAAGGAUUUCGUGGUGCGAAUAUCGGAGGCCAGUCAAAACACAGGGGACCAGCAGCUGGGCGAAAAGUGCAAUAUACUCCAGCAGAAACUCGAUCUCCUACUACAGACGCUAGACAAGGAGGAAAGUUACUUUUCUGAUAACAACGAAGAUGACGCCACACCCCAGAUGACCCUGACGACGCCAAACCCACUGCCUGUCGAUGGCCAGGAGAAAGGAGCUUUAGAAAAACCUGAAAAGGAUAUGACCAAUUUGAAGAGGAUCAGAAAGCGGAGACGCUUCAUCGAGCGGGAGGCUGUCAUGUCCAGAGCGAACAGCCUGAAGCGAGCUAUAAGACGGCUAGUCGAGCACACAGAACUUGUCGUAGACGAGCAGAACAGUUCGUCGUCAGACCAUCAGACGGGCAAAACACCUAACAUAACGAUAACGUACGACGACACUUUGGCAGUAGAUGAAAAACGAGAGAAACGAGACCAACUCAAUAUUCCUGGACUUCGACCGAACAACGUCGAGCUUCUCAGUGUCAUGCCAACCAUCGACUCUGCCAGCAGCAAUGAGCCCUCUCCGUGCGCGAGCCCGACCCCCAAUCUCAUCUCACUUAGCCCGAUGCCAGAUCUGAGACGGGACUCUCAGGCUGAGGAAAUGCUUACACUGCCUGCACCAGACGGCUUCGCUGACAGCAGGAGAAACAGCUCGAACUUACCUCAGGGCGUGUUUAGCUUCGAAGUGCCGAGCAUAGAUGUAACAGCGAUGAAUCUGCGAAGAGACGAUGUGGAGCGAGGAUCCAACGAGGGAGGAAUCGGACAACCUGAGACCCCGUCCGACAUCCAGGUAACAGUAACAAGCACAACGCUUGAUACGAGCUCGCCGUCGGACGAUACGACGAUACAGGACACAAUGAUAUCGCCGGACACGGAUUCGCCGAACUCAAGGAACGCGUCGCCGGACGAAGGUGUCAACCUCAGAAAAUUCGACCGCGAGAGGAAAGUCGACGGGUCGAGGAGCAGCUUCAGCUGCAGCAACAGCAUUGUCAGCUCGGACAGCAUGAUGCUGGAUAGCUCGACGACGAUGGACUCAAGGAACCUGACGGUCAAGAACAGUGAGAGCGAAAUCGGACACAUAGACAGCGACAUUCUCGACACUACGAAGCAUUCGGACAGUCCAGAGAUGGGGCACAUCGAUUCGCCUGACAACUCCGACACCUGUCACAGCGACGGACAGAACUCAGAGAGCAUCAUCGAUGAUCUCAGCUCCCUUGGACAGGAUCUUAUCAGUGCAAUGAUCGGUGAGAAGUACGACUCGGUCAGGGACUGUCUCAAGUCCGAGCAGCCCGAGAAACCACAGAAAUUCUGUAGUCUCGCGCAGUUUGUCGAGGGCAAUGACAUCGCCAGGCGAUCCUUCAAGAAACCGGCACGGAACGUGAGAAAAGUCGACAAAGAGAUAGCGGCUUCUUCUACCGAUCUGACUGAGGACGCGGAUGCCAAAGGGAAUGGAAACAACCCGAUGGAACUGACGACAGAGUCGAAAAACCCUGAGGAGGACAGAAUCUCGGAUCUGCUGAGCCCUGUCUGCUGUUUUACCGUCGCCUCUGACGCAACACCGACUAGCGAAAAAUCGCCGCCCUCCUUCCCGCCUGUUAUUAGUGUGAUUGUCGACCCGCCGAGUCCGUCGAUGUCGAUAGAUCAUCACGAGGAACUCAACGCCCCGUGCAAAAUCGACCCUCGGUAUCGACGGUACAGUGGAGGCAGCAUGGAAAAACUGAGCGUUGAGCUGCCAGGCCUUGGAUGUUCGCCACAAGCAACGAGGCGCAUAAGCAGCGGGAGCCUCCUCAAGGCCUCGGAAGUCGUUUCGCUGGCCGCAAGCGCUGCCAGGUUCGGCGGUUCUAGUCUCAGUCUAAGACACGAGCGUGCAAAGUCCGUCGACAAGAGCAGCGAGGACGCUAAAAAGCUGCCGAUCAUAAAUCCCCUGGUUCAGCUACCGAUGUGGCCGAAUGUCAGCAGAGGAGCCGGACUGAUCAGCCAAGCGCUUCUGGCCAAUGCCGACGCGCUUUGUGCCGCUGUUUCUCCUCUCAUGGAUCCGGACGAGACUUUGCUGGAAGGCUACUACGAGCGCUGCGUGAUGAACAACUACUUCGGCAUUGGUAUAGACGCUAAAAUAAGCUUAGACUUUCACCACAAGCGCGAGGAACAUCCCGAGAAGUGUAGAUCGCGCGCAAAAAACUACAUGUGGUACGGCGUUCUGGGGUCUAAACAGUGGCUGCAGAAGACUUACAAGAAUCUCGAGCAGCGAGUGCAGCUCGAAUGCGAUGGGCAGAGAAUACCGCUUCCCUCGUUGCAAGGCAUCGUAGUUUUAAACAUACCAAGUUUCAUGGGGGGGACAAAUUUCUGGGGUGGCACCAAGGAGGGUGAUCUUUUCCUGGCGCCGUCCUUCGAUGACAGGAUACUCGAAGUCGUCGCCGUCUUCGGAUCCGUACAAAUGGCUGCCUCACGUCUGAUCAAUCUACAGCAUCACAGGAUAGCGCAGUGUCAGACAGUUCAGAUAAACAUUCUCGGCGAGGAAGGAGUGCCGAUUCAAGUCGACGGCGAGGCCUGGAUUCAGCCGCCGGGAAUGAUCAGGAUAAUACACAAAAACCGGAUGCAAAUGCUGUACAGGAACAGAGCGCUGGAAACUUCUUUGCGAACCUGGGAGGAGAAGCAGCGAAGCUCAACCUCGACGUCGACAUCGCAGUCGACGUCGACUUUGUCGGGCGGUUCGCAGACCCCGUCGUCGCAGGUGGACGCCAGGCCGUCAAACCUGAACGAGGAGGAAAUGGCCGUGUUGCUGUCGUUCAUCGAGACUGUGACGACCCUUGUCAAGUGGGUCAAGCUCCUCAUAAUCUCGCAUCCUAGUCUCGAGCCGGACUUGUAUCAAGUAGCGGCAAGGACGGCGCUCAGUUUGGAAAACGUUCAUCCCGGUGGAAAGAUUAUCCAAGGGCCAGACUUGAGGCCCGUCGUCACGGAGCUCGUUUCUAGCGCUCGACAGCUUUACGAAGACUCUUGUGAACUGCUCAGAGACAAGGCGCAUAAUUUGAGACUGAGAGAAGACCUGGAAAGCAAAUUGUCUGCUUCGUUGGCUGGCAUGGAACAAGAACUGAGGAAAUGUGUCUUCGAUGAAUCCGGCACCGGUCUCGUCUACCUUCAUCAUCUGCAGGCUGACGAACAGGGUGAUAAAAAGAAUCGUCACCGAGGAUUGUUCUGGUUAAAGUUUCGCCGGACAGGAUGGGGUUCGGGAAAUCAUCCCGGCGGGUCGGUGCCGGCUCGCGAUCAAGCGACGACUUGGAACGUGCCCGAGGUUUGCUCGUGGCUUGAGAGUCUUCAGCUUGGCGAAUAUGCUGAGAAUUUCAUGUCGCACGAUAUCAGAGGUAAGGAGUUACUCACCCUGGCCAGAAGGGAUCUCAAAGAGCUCGGCAUUACCAAAGUCGGACACGUCAAGCGAAUUCUACAGGCCAUCAACGACCUUAAUAAUUAGUAGAGUUCGUUAUUAUCGCCUUCGUCGUCGUCGUCUUCAUAGUCGAUUUGUCUGUUCCUUGACGAUCGGAUUAAACGUUAACGAAUAAACUAAUGAUCUGUUAGUUGGAGUGCAAUCAUUCAUGACGAUUGUGACGAUUUUCGAACUGCUAAAGAGAGAAACAGAGGAACUUGCGAUGAUGAAGACCAAAAACCAAAGAUAAGAUGAUGGAGAAGAUGAGACAAAGAAGUAGAAACGGAAAUCGCUACUUUUCUUCCUAAUAAAUAUGGAAUAUUAUUAGAAUUUUCCGACGUGAGAACCAAAGAAACGAAAACUAGAAAGGAGCCAAAAAAAAAAAAACCGACAGGUAUUUAUUCUAAAGCACUAUAUAUUUAAGCUAAUAUAAUACUAAUGAUUAUAAUCAUCGUCGAAGAAGGAAAGGAUAAAGGGAAAUUCUUAAACUCUUUUCUUUGAUAAUAAUUUACAUAUUUCACCUCUUUUACCAUUACUAUUAAUUUGAAUCAAUAACGACUACGACGACGACAAAAGUGAGUGUGGCAUCUAAGCGUGAAAAUGAAGAGA